AUUGGCUUUGGGGAUGACCAGUGAAAUAUACCUGCUGGAGCACGUGCUACAUCCACACUUUGAGGUUGGAAUUAUAUUGUGAAAUUGUGAAAAUUAUAAUUCUGUUUGAGUGUAAGAACUGUUUAAAAGACAGCAUKAAAUUUCAGUCUGUGUCAGUGGGAUGGAGUUUUGUCCUGCCUGGUGACAUCACUAGGCAUUAAAUUAGUUAAUAGACUGGGGGGGGUACUCAGUGUAUUUACUUACUUUCUGUGGUGAAUAACACCCUCGUGCUGUGAGUAUAGUUCCUCUCUCGUUCUGAAAUCUCACCAGUCUCUGUGUAGCAGAGGGAUUUCCCCUACAUUACACAUUAUUUACAUAUUAUGUAUUCUCUUUUAAAACCAGAACCCCAUCACUGCCCAGUCAAUCUCAGUUACUGAAACUGGAAAGUACACAAUUUUAGCAUCUAUUUCAGAUCUUAUUCUUGAUUGUCUUAUACUGUAUUGCUAUGUCAGAAGGACAGUGUGGACUGGGAUACUACUAUGAUGGGCUAGUCGAGGAGUGUAAACAAUGCUAUUUACGAUGCAAUUCACCACCCAGGGUUUGCACAACAUACUGUACUCAAUCAUCAGAGAGCAAAGCCCCUGAGCCGUUCAACAGUCGUCUGACCCUGGUCUGGCUGUUUGUGUUCCUGUGUGCUUUUACUACUCUCCUGCUGCUGCUGCAGGUACUGAGGAAGAAGACAUGCAGACGUUUCCCAAAGAACAAAUUAUCACGACUACAGGAAGCAGAGUGUCCCGGGACUGAGAUGGUCUCUGAUGAUGUCCCUGAGCAAACAGUGGUUAUCAUGGGACAGGACAGCUUGACGAGAGGAGCUGGAGCCAUGGUUCUCCAGGAGGGAACAAACAGCCAGACUCCCGACUGCAACUCCAACCUGCCUGUCCCUUCCACUGAGGAGGGCACCACCAUACUGGUCACAACCAAGACAGUACAGAUCUUUAACCACACAGAUGACAUUACAGACGGAAAGACAUUGGGGUUGUGGAGGUCUGGCUUUGUAGCUUGAUGUCCCCCCCGCCCACACACGCACACACACACACACACACUGCUUGCC
Molecule: messenger RNA, 1090 nt
Organism: Salvelinus sp. IW2-2015
Lineage: Eukaryota; Metazoa; Chordata; Actinopteri; Salmoniformes; Salmonidae
Product: tumor necrosis factor receptor superfamily member 17
Biological process (GO): tumor necrosis factor-mediated signaling pathway
Molecular function (GO): signaling receptor activity
Source: RefSeq, a predicted model, not a curated record